AUGUAUUUCAAGUUUAUCAUUUGCUUUAUAUUAUUUGUUGCAAUUACUUGUAAUUCACUUGAUGAUUGGCAGAAAUUUAAACAUGAUUAUAAUAAACAAUAUAAAACUGUUGAAGAAGAAGCCGAACGUAAACAAAUCUUUUUAAGAAAUAUGGAAAAUAUGAAAGAAUAUCAAAGAACUCAUCCAGAUGCAACAUUCACUAUGAAAAUUAAUCAUUUAACUGAUCGACGUUCCAAAGAAUUAGUGACUGGCUCAAAAUUCUUUUCCAAUAUUCAUUCUGAAAAAAAUCAAAAAUCAAUUCAAAUCGAAUCAAAUGUACCAACAUCAUUAGAUUGGCGUGAUAAAGGGGUAAUUACAGGGGUAUAUGAUCAAGGACAAAUGGGAACAGCUAGCGCGAUUGCUGCUGUUGAAGUUAUUGAAAGUUAUCAUGCUAUUCGAACAAAAAAUCUUGUGAAAGGUAGUAUUAGUCAAGUUAUUAAUUGUUGUCCAGAAGAUACCAACAUUUUUGAUUGUAUAUUAACGAAAUUGGGUGGUAGUAUAUGUGGAGCAACUUUCUACAAUUCAUCAAGCGCUGCAUGUGAUCGAGACGCUUGUCAACCAGUUGCUGCAUUUAAUAAAAUAAACAGAUUCGAACCAGCUAAUGAAGAUACAAUGUUAACAAUUAUUCAAGAGUCUCCACUUUAUAUUGGUAUUGAUGCUAGUCAAAUAGGAUUUGAAAUGUAUACCCAAGGUGUUUAUCGCGAUAAGGGUUGUUCACAAACAACGAUUGAUCAUACGCUGCAACUUAUUGGUUAUGGUGAAAGUUCUGGUAUUCCUUAUUGGUUAUGUAAAAAUAGUUGGGGUACUAACUGGGGUGAUAGAGGUUAUAUACGUAUCGAACGUGGUGUAAAUACGUGUGGUAUUGCAAAUAUUGUCGAACAAGUCGAAUAUAUAGAUGUAACAGAUGUAACAGACGUAACAGACGUAACAGAUACAACAGAUGUAACUGGUGAUGCCGUCCGACAAUUUACUUUCAAUGGUCUAUCUUUAGCACUUUUUUGUUUUGUUUUACAUCUUUUUUCAAAUUUAUAA
Adineta steineri is the source of this 1071-nucleotide messenger RNA. Lineage: Eukaryota; Metazoa; Rotifera; Eurotatoria; Adinetida; Adinetidae. The record is from the annotation of a GenBank genome assembly.